GUUCCUGUCUCUAGUAGUUUUAUGUGUUUUCAUAUCAAUGCCAAGCAUCAGGACACAUCCAAGCGAGACCAGCUGAAAUUUACUCAAAGCAGUGUAAUUCCGAAUGUUUUCAGGGUGUAAGUUCUUAAUCACCGAUCCUUAAGCUUUGUUUGAUUUGUUUUGUUCAUUUAUAAUGGAGAGAAUGCUAGUCUCUUCGAACCAUUUGGGCAUGAGAACGGGUCGACUAAUGGGACAUUCAUGUCCCUCAUUUCUUCGGCUGGUCUUGCUGUUGGGUGGGACGACUGUGAUGUUGGCGCAUGGCUGCAAAGCCGGAUUGAGGCCGGCCUCUCUCUUGGCCGACAAACCGGAAGUCAGCCCCAGUAAAUGCGAUGGUAUCGGUACAGGCUUGUUCCACAAGCUAGAGAAGAUAUGUCAAGACUGUGGAAACCUCUACCAAUCCGACGAGGUCACCGGCAUAUGCAGAUUCAAUUGCUUCAACAAUAGAGGAUUUGCCUUUUGUCUGAAAACACUUCAUGUGGACGAGAAGGACUCUGAGCAACUGGUGUCCUUGGUGGAGGACAGACAAUCAGAUCUUUUGCUCCACUGAUCGAUCCAACCAUGCUCGAAUAGAAGAUCGUUCCAUGUCCGUCGUCAUCUCUGGUACAGAGAACGAAGAAGUCAUGUUAAUCAGGUGUUAGCCUCUUCCCAAGAGGCCAUCGCCAGGAAUCCGUGCCAUGAAUCAAAUAAAUACGACAGGAUUAGAUGCCAAUCCCUAGGGGGUCUCACGUUGAGAGAGGGAACCAACAAUUGUUGGAGGAUUUCUCACGCCAAGAUGAGGAAAUACACAGAUCUACGUCAUUGCGUGAAUAUUCUUUGGCAAGCAAACCAUCACAGUAGACUAAGUUCUCAUUUUCUUAUUUUUCCACCACUAAGGGUCAGAUCUCAAACCAGGAGGCGUUUGCUUGAAUCCUACUGCUUCAACGAUGUAAAGUUGUGCCUAGAUUUAAAUGUUGCAGUCGGAUGAGUCGCAAUUCGCAACUUGUUAAAUCCUAGCACUUUUCAAGCAAGUACUUCAGUGGAACUUCACGCUGAGGACAUUGAUCAACACUUUGGGUAAUGGGAAAUGUUUCUUCAGGACGAAGCGAUGGAAAGCAUGCAUGCACGGGGGAUGAGCCUAAAAU
This is a messenger RNA of Tigriopus californicus, 1160 nucleotides long. RefSeq names its product crustacean hyperglycemic hormone-like. Gene Ontology annotation, molecular function: neuropeptide hormone activity. Gene Ontology annotation, cellular component: extracellular region. NCBI's taxonomy places the organism in Eukaryota, Metazoa, Arthropoda, Copepoda, Harpacticoida, Harpacticidae. The transcript is spliced from 3 exons. Bases 173 to 586 code for a protein of 137 amino acids. Gene Ontology annotation, biological process: circadian rhythm. The record is from RefSeq and is a predicted model, not a curated record.